Molecule: messenger RNA, 2889 nt
Organism: Salvia miltiorrhiza (redroot sage)
Lineage: Eukaryota; Viridiplantae; Streptophyta; Magnoliopsida; Lamiales; Lamiaceae
Product: BTB/POZ domain and ankyrin repeat-containing protein NPR1
Exons: 4
Coding region: 959-2719 (586 amino acids)
Biological process (GO): regulation of jasmonic acid mediated signaling pathway; regulation of salicylic acid mediated signaling pathway; defense response to bacterium
Cellular component (GO): nucleus
Molecular function (GO): protein binding
Source: RefSeq, a predicted model, not a curated record
AAAUAAGUUUGUUUUUGGUAAAUUUUUGUAUUGAUUUAUUAGAAUUUGAGUUUUAUACAAUGGAUUAAAGUAAAACCCGAUCCCAAUAUUUUAAAAAAAAUUGAAUGCGUGAGUGUUUAGUUUACCCGAGGUUGGACCCGGAAUAGAAUAAUGGGUUUCUCGUAUUCCUACGUAGAGGAACAAGUGGCGACUGUAAAUCAAAAGUUUCAGCAGUCUACUUAGAUAAUUUCUUUGAUUCCCAUCACGAAAUUUCACUAGACCCAUGUGGGUCCCUCUUUGGACUGUUUGUUUCCUUGAAUUCUAAGCCUUAAUUUUCUGUUGGGUGGCCUCUGGAUCUAGUUCAAUGCCUGUUUUUGAUGCUCUCUGAUUGCAAAUUCUCUACCAAACCAAUUCGAACUCAGCUCGAUAAGGUAAGAUUUUCUUUCUUCAAGGAGGUGGAAAAGAACUUAUUUUUGUCAUGUUUUCUUUGGAAUUUUUGUGUCCUUUCCGAUUGGAUUUUCUGUUAUAGUCUCCUUUUCCCAAUUCUUGAAUUCGUCUUCAUAAAGCGUUCUUGCUGUAAAGGGUUGAUGGGAUUUUUCAGGCGCGCCAAGAAUCAAGAACACGAGAAAUCAGCGGUGAAUUGGCACUCUUUGAAAUAUAUUUGAGAGAGAGAGAUAAAAAACACGUUUUGUUUUGAUGUAAUUCUAAAUUCUGUGACUUUGUUGAAAAGGGUGCCACCGUAUUUGAUUCUGGCACAAAGGAAUUUUGGCCGUGUAUUGGUCCUUGGCAUGAUGAUUCCCUCUUCUUUUGCUUUACGGAAGAGUGGGAAGAAUUUGAUGGUGUUGUCAUAUCGUUGUUGCUGCCGGACAUUUGAUAAGGACAUGAUAUAUUUCGAGUUUAUUUUUGGUUAAGGUUAGUAGGUAGAUUAAUAUGAGGGCAAGUCAUCGUAGGUAGGAACUCUUGCACAUAUGUUGUGGUAAUGGAUACUUCUGCAGAGCCAUCAUCCUCCAUCAGUUUCACCUCCCCCUCUCGUUUGUCGAAUGGAUCAACAACGAGUAACAAAAUGUAUGCUUCUGGUGGAUCAGAGGCAGGGUUGAAUCUUGAAAUUAUCAGUUUGAGUAAGUUGAGUUGCAAUUUAGGGCAACUGUUGUCUGAAUCCGGUGGUGACUUUAGUGAUGCAGAGAUUGUAGUAGAAGAGACUAGUGUGGGCGUGCACCGGUGUAUUUUAGCUGCCCGGAGCAAAUUUUUCAAUGAUCUGCUUGACAAGGAUAAGGUUCUUGGUGGCAAGGAAGGGAAGCCGAGGUAUUACAUGACAAAUUUGUUGCCUUAUGGCAAGGUUGGAUACGAGGCUUUUGUCAUUUUCUUGAGCUACUUGUACACGGGGAAGCUUAGGCCGUCUCCACUGGAGGUGUCUACGUGUGUUGAUAGUUUAUGUGCUCACGAUGCCUGCAGACCUGCGAUCGACUUUGCUGUAGAAUUGAUGUAUGCAUCUACCAUUUUUCAGGUCUCGGAGCUUGUUUCUCUUUUUCAGCGCCGCCUUGUUAAUUUGGUUGGCAAGGCUAUUGUAGAGGAUGUCAUCCCGAUUCUUACAGUUGCCUUCCAUUGUCAAUUGAGUCAACUCCUCACUGUGUGCAUCCACAGAGUAGCUCAAUCGGACCUUGAGACGAUCUUCAUUGAGAAGAUCCUCCCGUCCAGUGUUGCAGAGGAUAUUAGAUUGCUCCGUCUUAAUUUUCAAGCAGAACAAGAAAAUCAAGCGCCCCCUGUGGAUCCUAUGCUCGAGAAACACAUUAAGAGAAUACACAAGGCAUUGGACUCGGAUGAUAUUGAGCUUGUGAGACUUCUUUUGACCGAGUCUGAUAUAACCUUAGACGAGGCCUGUGCUCUACAUUACUCCGUAGCAUUUUGUGAUCCCAAGAUAGUAUCGGAGGUGCUUAGUCUAGGUCUUGCCGACGUCAACUUAAGGAAUUCACGGGGCUAUACAGUGCUCCAUGUUGCUGCUAGGCGCAAGGAACCAUCAAUUAUAGUGUCACUUCUAACCAAAGGAGCAUCUGCUGCAGAGCCGACAUGUGAUGGGCAGAGUGCUGUCAGUAUUUGUAGGAGACUGGUGAGGCCAAAGGAGUAUCAGAUGAAGCGAGAGAAAGGGCAGGAAGCAAACAAAGACCGGAUAUGCAUAGACGUCUUGGAGAGAGAGAUGCGCAGGAAUCCAACUGCAGCCGACGCGUCUUUCUUGUCCCUUGCAAUGGCUGAUGAUCUGCAUAUGAAAUUGCUCUACUUGGAAGACCGAGUGGCAUUUGCUCGGAUGUUUUUCCCAACCGAAGCUAAGUUAGCUAUGGAAAUCGCGUAUGCUGAGACCACAUCAGACCUUGCUGGCCUUUUGUCAUCAAGAGUUUCGAGUGGGAACUUGAUGGAGGUGGAUUUGAACGAGACACCCAUUUCCCAGAAGAAACGGCUUAUUUCAAAAAUAGAAACCCUCUCUAGAACAGUUGAGUUGGGGCGGCGCUACUUUCCCCAUUGCUCACAGGUGCUGGAUAAGUUCAUGGAAGAUGACUUGCCCGAUGCACUCUACCUUGAGACGGGCACCCCGGAAGAGCAGAAGAUGAAGCGAACGCGCUUCAUGGAGCUCAGAGAUGAGGUUCACAGAGCAUUCAACAAGGACAAAGCUAAGCUUCAUCGCUCUGGGUUUUCCUCCUCAUCUUCUUCUUUCAAAGACUGCAUAACUUACGAAGUAUACAAAAUCUGAAAAAAAAAAAAAAAAUAGUUCUUGCAUUAUUUUCUACUCUUCUAGAGAUGUGUCUUUCCCCAAAUCUUGUAAUAAAUCUUUUUGGAUGCUGCUAUUACUGCAUCAGUUACUAACUUUGAGUUUGUGAAGAUCUGUAAUUUCUAAGAUGUCAGUAAAGUUAUUAAAUGCUA